Messenger RNA from Sorex araneus (European shrew), 5549 nucleotides. It is a transcript of the gene ZNRF3, whose product is annotated as zinc and ring finger 3. The transcript has 9 exons. Bases 248 to 2986 code for a protein of 912 amino acids. Gene Ontology annotation, molecular function: ubiquitin protein ligase activity; frizzled binding. Lineage: Eukaryota; Metazoa; Chordata; Mammalia; Eulipotyphla; Soricidae. The record is from RefSeq and is a predicted model, not a curated record. Gene Ontology annotation, biological process: Wnt receptor catabolic process; ubiquitin-dependent protein catabolic process; negative regulation of canonical Wnt signaling pathway.
GUGCGGGGAGGGAGGGGAGAGCGGGUCACGACGCUGCUGGGGCGGGGAUAACCCCUCACGUGGAGCAGAUGAAAGGGCCGCAGCGCGACGGCCGGGGGAGCCGAGCCGAGCCUGCGACCCACAAAGCCGCCGCCACCGCCGCCGCCGCCGCGAUGGGGCUGUGAGGCGUCCGCCCGCGCUCGGUCGUCCACCGGCCCGCGACUAUGCCCGGCCGCGCCCGCCCUCCGCGCCCUCCCGCCGCAGGACCAUGAGGCCGCGCUCGGGCGGGCGCCCAGGGGCCCCGGGCCGCCGUCGCCGCCGCCGCCCCCGCGGCCGCCGCCUGCCGCCGCCGCCGCCGCUGCCGCUGCUGCUCGGGCUGCUGCUGGCGGCCGCGGGGCCCGGCGCGGCGCGGGCCAAGGAGACGGCGUUCGUGGAGGUGGUGCUGUUCGAGUCGAGCCCGAGCGGCGACUACACCACCGACACCACCGGCCUCACGGGCCGCUUCUCGCGGGCCGGGGCCACGCUCAGCGCCGAGGGCGAGAUCGUGCAGAUGCACCCACUGGGUCUGUGUAAUAACAAUGACGAAGAAGACUUGUACGAAUAUGGCUGGGUCGGAGUGGUGAAGCUGGAACAGCCAGAAUUGGACCCGAAACCAUGCCUCACUGUCCUAGGCAAGGCCAAGCGUGCAGUGCAGCGGGGAGCCACCGCAGUCAUCUUUGAUGUGUCUGAAAACCCCGAAGCCAUCGACCAGCUAAACCAGGGCUCCGAAGAUCCCCUCAAGAGGCCAGUGGUGUAUGUGAAGGGCACAGAAGCCGUGAAGCUGAUGAACAUCGUCAACAAGCAGAAAGUGGCUCGAGCACGGAUUCAGUAUCGCACCCCCCGGCAACCCACAGAGUACUUCGACAUGGGGAUUUUCCUGGCCUUCUUCGUGGUGGUCUCUUUGGUCUGCCUCAUCCUCCUCGUCAAGAUCAAGCUGAAGCAGCGGCGCAGUCAGAAUUCCAUGAACAGACUGGCCGUGCAGGCCCUGGAGAAGAUGGAGACCAGGAAGUUCAACUCCAAGAGCAAGGGCCGCCGGGAGGGGAGCUGCGGGGCCCUGGACACUCUCAGCAGCAGCUCCACGUCCGACUGUGCCAUCUGCCUGGAGAAGUACAUCGACGGAGAGGAGCUUCGGGUUAUCCCUUGCACGCACCGUUUCCACCGGAAGUGUGUGGACCCAUGGCUUCUGCAGCACCACACCUGCCCCCACUGUCGCCACAACAUCAUAGAGCCAAAGGGAAACGCCGGCGCCGUGUGCGUGGAGACUGGCAGCCUGGCACGCGGCCGGCAGCAGAGGGUGAUCCUGCCAGUGCACUACCCCGGCCGCGUGCACAGGGCCAGCGCCGUCCCCACCUACCCCACGAGGACCAGCAUGGACUCCCACGGCAACCCCGUCACGCUGCUGACCGUGGAGCGGCCCGGGGAGCAGGGCCUGUACUCGCCGCAGACCCCCGCCUACAUCCGAGGCUACCCGCCCCUCCACCUGGACCACGCCCUGGCCCCGCACCGCUGCGGCCUGGAGCACCGCGCCUACUCGCCCGCGCACCCCUUCCGCCGGCCCAAGUUCAGCGGCCGCAGCUUCGCCAAGGCCGCUUGCUUCUCCCAGUACGAGACCAUGUACCAGCACUACUACUUCCAGGGCCUCAGCUACCCCGAGCAGGAGGCCCCGGCCGCGCCCGGCCUCUCCCCCCGGGGCCCGGCCCGGGCCUUCCCCGCGGGCGCCGGCGCCGGUGGCGGCCUGCUCUUCCCCGGCGUGGUGCACGUGGGCCCGGCCUCGCACCUGGAGAGCGGCAGCGCCUCGAGCUUCAGCUGCUACCACGGCCACCGCUCGGUGUGCAGCGGCUACCUGGCCGACUGCCCGGGCAGCGACAGCAGCAGCAGCAGCAGCUCGGGCCAGUGCCACUGCUCGUCCAGCGACUCCGUGGUGGACUGCACCGAGGUCAGCAACCAGGGCGUGUACGGCAGCUGCUCCACGUUCCGCAGCUCCCUCAGCAGCGACUACGACCCCUUCAUCUACCGCAGCCGCAGCCCCUGCCGUGCCGGCGACGCGGCUCGGGGGCCCGUGGCGCACCCGGAGGGCUCCCCGGCUCCGGAGGAAGUCCCGGCUGCCCAGAGUCCGGGGGCGGGGCGGGGCGAGCCCUGGCCCAGCCCGGCCUCGCCCUCGGGAGACCAGCUGUCCACCUGCAGCCUGGAGAUGAACUACAGCAGCAACUCCUCCCUGGAGCCCCGGGGGCCCCACGGCUCUACCUCAGAAGUGGGGCUCGAGGCCUCUCCGGGGGCCGCCCCCGACCUCAGGAGGACCUGGCAGGGCGCCCGGGAGGGGCUGACCUGUGCCUGCUGCUGCGAGCCCCCGCUCUCCGCACUGGAACCCGGUGGCGGGGCGGCGGGCGGCGGCCCCGUGUUCCUGGGCGCGCCCCUCUGUGAGGGCUGCGGCCCCCCCGGGGAGGCGCGGGCAGGCAGCCCCCCGGGCCUGUACGGCCUGCACCCAGACCGUUUGCCCAGGACGGACGGGGUGAAGUAUGAGGGCCUGCCCUGCUGCUUCUAUGAAGAGACGCAGGUGGCCCGCGGCGGGGCGGGGGGCAGCGGCUACCCCGAGGACUGCUCGGUGAGUGUGCAGUACACGCGCGCCCCCGAGCUCGCGCCCACCUGCCACCCGGCGCCCCGGGACCUGAGCCAGCGCAUCCCCAUCAUUCCCGAGGAUGUGGACUGUGACGCCGGCCUGCCCUCGGACUACCAAGGGACCCACAGCCUCGGGCCCUGGGCGGGGACGCCGGGCCCCAGUGCCCUGUGGCCCCCGAGGGGCCUGGGUGCCGCCCAGGAGGAAGAGCGAGCUCAGUGCUGCCAGGCCAGGACGCUGCCACUGCCCGACUGCCUGCCCAAGGAGGCGGGGGCGGCCAGGCCCAGCUUCCCCGGGCCCCCCCAGGACACUCAGGAGUCUGGUACCAUGGCUGUGGAGGCAACAGGACAGUGACCUCACCCAGCUGACAGCGGUGGCCUCCGGGAGCCCGGGCUCAGAAGGAAUUCUUCAGUGGAAAUGGGAACUGUACGGAGACUGCAAACUCAAAACUUCCUACAGAGAAAAAAAAAUUAUUUUUUUUUUUAGCUUUGACAAACACAAAAGUGGUAAUAAAGAGAGCCCUCCUUCUCAACCCAAAAUGUGAGCCCCUGUGGCAAACCCCGCCCCCCAUCCCAUUAACAAACCAACAACAAAAUUCUGAGUCUUUCGCCUCUUUUGAUAACAUGUUACUAUUCCUCCUGUUUUGUAAAGUGUGUGCUUGGGAUUCUGAGGUGUGUGGGAUUGAGUUCUCUGCUUUGUUUUUUAAGAUGUUAUAUGUAAAUGUAAAGUUAUUUAAAUAUAUAUUUUAAAGAACCCUAGCCGCCAACUUUUGCUGAAAAAGAAAAAAAAAAUCACUGCUGCAUUAAUUGAACCACAUCAUGUGUAGAUACUGUUGUUUCCCUGGAGGGAGCUCAGGCCUUUGAAACGCUCAGGGCUACACCUGCCUUAGAAAAUGAACCAGAAACUUGAAGUAAAGCUCGUGGAUAUGGGUACAGACUCUGAGGAGCAAUGCAGAGCUGCCUCUCUCUUCCGCCUGGCAAAUCCCAAUGAAACGAAAUUUCAGGUCUUAGAAGCCAUGCCUCUUCAGCUCAGAAGGCAGGAAGCAGGAAGGGGGCGCGGGGGGCGGGCAGCGCUGGAACAGGCCACUGUAGUGCUAGCCCCAGGGUCACAGGUCACUCGGUCCUCAGUCCGUCCCCUUAGGUCUUUGUCCCAAGUGGAACGACAGAGUUCACAGUCUCGAUCUGGGUCUUCCUACCAGUGGCUGCAGAAAGGGUUGGGCCAGGGCUGUGGGGCCAAGACACCCCGGAGAAUGUCACUUUGCAGCCUGGGUGUCUGAGGUGGCCGGGGAGAGCACCGGGGCCCAGGGGCAGCAUGCACAUGCAUGGGUGUGGGCAGGCCAGGGUCCCCCUCCUGCAUCCGUGAGCCGCCUUCCGGGGGGCACCUGGCUAGGACCCCUGAGGUCUGCUUCAAGCCCCCUUUGAUGAAUUUCCCAUCUUAUUUUCCUAUGGAAACCACUUCAGGGUUGUUCCCUCUGCCUCGUGGCCGAGACAGCUCACCUUGCCUGCAAAGUCUACUAUUUGUCCUACCUAAUGCACUAUUAUCUAUUGACUCUCCAUGAGACAGAGAAAGAGACUAUCAGAUAGUUUAGACCCAAAGGGUAGGUUUUAUAUAUUUUUUUCAGCGUUUUUUUUUUCUUAAAGAGAGUUUUAAAACAAACUUUUUUUAAAAAAAAAGAAAAAGAUGUUUCCAUUUUUAAAAGGGAGAGAGAAUCUAUUUAAAGCUAUUUCAGAUCAGGGAUUGUCAUCCAUUUUAUGUAUUUUUUUUAAUUUUUUUUUUCAGAAGAGAAUCUAAUCACAUUAGCCCUUAUAUUCAUUAACUCUUCUGGUCCCUUUUAUUUAUUUAUUCGACAGAUACGUGUUGACAUCUGAAAUGCUCACUGGCAGAAUUAGAACUCCGAGACCUGCUCCCCAGGAAGCGGGGAAACAUUGCCUGGGCCAGGGGGUGCAGGGUGGCAGGUGACUGUUGCCAGCUCUUAAAAGACUCUCACUGCACCCGGAUCCUUUUCUCUGACAAACCCCAGCCCGAGUCUGGAGAGAGAGUCCCAGGGUUCAGGCGCUUGCCUUGCACACAGCCAACCCCAGGUGCAUCCCUUGGCACCACGUAGGGUCCCCUGGAGCACAGCUGAGUGUGGUCACACACCCCCCCACCAAAAAAAAUACCCAAAAAGCCUGUGAUGAGGUUAUUGACUUAUUUCUAGCCAGGAUUUGACAGAAAGUUCCGUGUUGAUGAGCCAUUUGCCAUUUGGGAACUCGUUGGUGAAAUUUGCCCUCUACCCUAGAAAGGUACAGUCCCUUGGGGCGGUCCCCUCUCCCCGCCUGUGCCCUGCACACCUGUUGGCGAGGGUGUGAGAAGUGCCUAAGCUGUUGACAUGUGAUCUGGGCCGCCUUUAUUUCUCGGGCCAGGAGCAGCAGCUGCUGAGGACCAGAGCUUGCGUUCCGGGCUUUGGGGGAGGGGCAGGAGAGAUGGCUUUUAACCGGAAUUGCAAAGGCAGCUUCUGGGGGUGGGGUGGGGUGUUGUUGUGUAUGGGGUUUUUGUUUGUUUUGAAUGCCUUUGAUACAUAUUUGCUUCCUUGUCUGAAACGUAGGCCCACCAAGUGACUUGCUUUAGCCCUGGCUGGGAAAUCCCUCUCACAAGCCUUAAGCAAUCCGUAGAGAAUGUGGCUUCAAAGGGGCUCUUGAAAAUAAACCUGUCCGAUUUUCACUUGAAAGAGUAAUCACUACCGAUGGCACAUUUUAGUCUGUCGUUUACAGGGUGGUAGAAACCCGAAAAAUGGCAUGUGAAAACUUUUUAACACAUGGACGCUCGCACGUACCCCGAGUGGAUCACGCUUGAAUGUGGUUAAAUUAACCCAAACUGCAGCGUCGUCAACAUGUUAAAUAACAACCAUUGUCUUAAAUUGUGUUCACCCCAUCAGAGC